UAAUUUUGGCGCAGUAUAAAAGUGCAUGCGAGCGCUGGUAGCCACAACAAUUACAGUUAGCAGUCCAAUUUGGUGGUAUCGUAGCGAGCAACCGACACAAACUUAGCGAUGUCUCGACUUACGAUUUUCUUUGUCAUCGCUGUGGCGUAUGAAGUCAUCGCAGACGGAAAAGUAGCAGAUUCCCAUGCAGCACAGUCUGGUUACAUCGCCCCGGUGAUCGCCGGCGGCUACGGAGGCUACGGCGGCGCGGGCCUGGCUGGUGCCGCGCUGGCAGCUGGCGCCGGCUACGGAGCUGGUGUGGUGGCCGGCCCCGCGGUCAUCGCUGGAGGAGCGGGCAUCGGCUCCGGCGCCGCGCUCAACAACGCCGCCGCCGUCGGCGCCGCGCAGCUCAGCGCCAUCCAGAACGCGCAGGCCGUGCAGGCCGCACAGAUCGCCAACUCCGCCGCCGCCGCCAUCCAGGGAGCGCGCGCCACUGAGGCCGCCGCCCGCGCCGGCUCCGCCUACGCCGCCAACAACGCCGCCGCUCUUGAGGCCGCGCGUGUUGCCAACAUCCAGCGCGCUCAGGCCGCCGCCUGGGAAAAUGCACGCGCCGCUGAGGCCGCGAGACGCGCCGGUGCCGCCAGCGCCCUGGAGGCAGCGCGCGCUGCUGAAGCCGCCCGCUUAGCUAACGCUGCCCGUGUGCAGGCCAUUGCUAUCGCCAACACCCGCGCCGUAGAGGCCGCUCGCAUUGCCAACGCAGCGCGUGCCCAGGCUGCCGCCGUCGCCUCCAGCGCGGCUCAAGCGCAAGCUGUUGCUGACGCAGUCGCCAGGCAAGCUCAGGACGGAGCUCUGCUGCUCGGCGGCGGAGGCGUGGUCGCCGGACCCGCGGUGGCUGUCGGCGGACUCGGCCUCGGCGGUUACGGACUCGGUCUCGGAGGUCUCGGCGGUCUCGGCUACGCUGCCGGCUACGGCUACGGCGGGCUCGGUUACGGCGGACUCGGCUACGGAGGUCUCGGCUACGGCGGCAAGGUGAUCCACCACUAAGGUGUGAGUGAUCGAUUAUCGACCAGAGAUGAUACCUACCCCAUUGUCAUAGAUAAACAAAUCUACAACCAUUUCUCUUUUUUCUAAAGAAAUGGUUAGCGGCAGAACUUACGAGAUUUGGACUGAUCAACGUCAUGUAAAUAUUUCAAAAUUGGCAACAAAGUCUGUCUUAUAAUUAAAUAUUAGCAAACACCGACACUUAUUUUAAUUCUAUCCUUGUUACAUUAGCUGAAUAUGUUACAACGAGUAUGUUAAGCCGAUUUUUUGAGAUAUUUAAAAGAACCACGUUCUCUAGAAAACUGAUAGGAUUCCUAGGGAAACUAUCAGUGGACUGGCUGUACAGAAUGUAUUAAUAAAAAACAAAUCAUUGAAAUAAAUAUUACCAAGAAGUUUACGCAUUUUCUUAAGCCUUUAGAAAGGAGAGGUGGCAAACAUUUUGAUUGUAAAUUGAAAUAGUCGGCUAUUUUCGCUCUAUAUAGGUCUGGUUCUGUAAAGGUUAUCCCCUGUUUGUCGCUUUGGGGAAGACAAACCCGAGUUUACCAAAUCUGAAAGUUCACGUUACUUUAAUGUUACAUUAAUCUUUUCAAUAAAACCUUUCUAUGCUAACGUU
Molecule: messenger RNA, 1633 nt
Organism: Trichoplusia ni (cabbage looper)
Lineage: Eukaryota; Metazoa; Arthropoda; Insecta; Lepidoptera; Noctuidae
Product: spidroin-1-like
Exons: 3
Coding region: 109-1023 (304 amino acids)
Source: RefSeq, a predicted model, not a curated record